AUGGCAUACAAAGAAAAACCCCUUUAUUUCCAAGUGCUAAAGUGGAUGCAGUUCACAUUCACGUUUUUAGUGUUUAUCUUAGAAAUGACCGAGUUUGGUGCCUGCUUGAAUUACAUCGGUAAAAUGGAUGAAUAUGAAAAUCCUCCGGCUCCGAAUCCGUUCUUGAUUUUUGAUUCAGGAAGUCGAUGGGCAAAAAGAUAUGUGUACCUGGUAUUCUCCAUCAGUAUUUUCAGCGUUUCUUUCUAUCUUGCAAAGUUUCAAGGCGCAUGGACAGAGAAAAAUGGUCCUUACUUUUUGUUUGAAUUGUACGUACCUUGCAUUAUUCUUCGUAUAUCGAUUUUACUUGAUGCUAAUUUUUCGCACCGUUUAACCAUUAGAUCACUGUUGAUAUUAUGGAUUUCUGAAUCUUUCACAAACCUCUACGAUAUCUUCAACAAUGCUCCAUCAAACUAUACCUCUUAUCUUAACCAAAGAUCCACCACAGUCCCCCAACUCCCACAAGAACCUUUGACCGCGUACGCCACCUAUAUCGCCUCAAUCACCUUCGGUUUUCUGAAUUCACUCGCCUUUAUGAUGUCCACCUUUAUCGCCUACAAAGUGAAAAAGGAAAAGUGUUUGCCAAAAGUUCGUAAUGUACGAAAGGUCAAAUUGAUUAAAUUUGCGCAAAAGAGCGGGACAAAAGAUGUUACCUUCGUUCGGACAGAAUCACAUUCGAGUGUUAAUGAGAAGAUUGUAGGAUUUAAAGGUUUUGUGGAAGUUAAGAUAGACGAUGGGAUGGGCAAUGAGAAAAAGGAUGAGAUAAGCGACGACGAUGCGACGUUGUACGAUGCCUAUGGAAACGGAAGUAAAGAUAGAGUUUGA
Molecule: messenger RNA, 861 nt
Organism: Acaulospora morrowiae
Lineage: Eukaryota; Fungi; Glomeromycota; Glomeromycetes; Diversisporales; Acaulosporaceae
Source: the annotation of a GenBank genome assembly